GUCGUGAGUGGUCUCCGAGUGAGCAUUCGUGUCGUGCCUUGCGAGCCUCAAACCCAGCAGCUGGUAGUGUUUAACGUCUUGUUUCGAGCGUUUCAACGGUAACAAGUAAAAAGAACGAGGAUGGAUCCGCUGGUAGCUGCUAUUGACCAGGGCACGAGCUCGACAAGGUUUCUGGUGUUCAAUGCAAAAACAGCUGAACUGAUGAGUCACCACCAAGUAGAGAUCAACCAGAGUUUCCCCAAGGAGGGCUGGGUGGAGGAGGACCCCAAAGAGAUAAUGCAGUCUGUGUAUGAGUGCAUGGAGAGGACCUGUGACAAACUCUGCCAGCUCAACAUCGACAUUUCCAACAUAAAAGCGGUGGGAGUGACCAAUCAGAGAGAGACGACCCUAGUUUGGGACAAGGUGACCGGAGAGCCACUCUACAACGCUAUUGUUUGGUUGGACCUGCGCACACAGUCAACAGUGGAGUCUCUCAUCGACAAAGCGCCAGGCCAAAACAAGAACCACCUCAAGCACAAGACAGGCCUUCCCAUCAGUACCUACUUCAGUGCAGUGAAGCUGCGUUGGCUGCUGGACAAUGUGGAUAAAGUGCGAGAGGCAGUACGGAAUGAGCGCGCCAUGUUUGGCACAGUGGACUCCUGGAUCAUCUGGUGCCUGACAGGGGGAAAGAAUGGAGGGGUCCACUGUACAGAUGUCUCAAAUGCUAGUCGCACCAUGCUCUUCAACAUUCACAGCAUGGACUGGGAUCCUGAACUCUGCAGGUACUUUGAUGUCCCGAUGGAAAUCCUCCCCAAAGUCAGGAGCUCCUCUGAAAUAUACGGCUGUAUGAAAUCCGGCUCUCUUGCAGGAGUUCCAAUCUCUGGGUGUCUCGGUGACCAGUCAGCUGCCCUGGUUGGUCAGAUGUGUUUCCAGGAAGGCCAGGCCAAAAACACGUACGGGACGGGUUGCUUCCUGCUCAGAAAUACAGGGACCAAGCCUGUGAUGUCAGACCACGGCCUGCUGACCACAGUUGCCUACAAACUGGGGAAAGACGAGCCUGCUUGCUAUGCGCUGGAGGGUUCAGUAGCCAUCGCAGGAGCUGUGGUGCGGUGGCUGAAGGACAAUAUGGGCAUCGUGCAGUCCUCCUCAGAGAUUGAGAAGCUAGCAGCUGCUGCAGGCACUUCUUACGGCUGUUACUUUGUGCCGGCUUUCUCAGGACUCUAUGCCCCCUACUGGGAGCCCAGUGCAAGAGGCAUCAUCUGUGGGCUCACUCAGUUCACCAACAGGAACCAUUUGGCCUUUGCUGCUCUUGAGGCCGUCUGCUUUCAGACCAGAGAGAUCCUUGAUGCGAUGAACCAGGACAGCGGCAUCCCUCUGACGCAGCUACAGGUGGAUGGAGGCAUGACGUCCAACAGGUUACUGAUGCAGCUGCAGGCAGACAUACUCUGCAUUCCCGUAGUGCGACCCAGCAUGUCGGAGACCACAGCUCUGGGUGCAGCCAUGGCAGCAGGAGCAGCAGAGGGGGUGGGCGUGUGGAGCCUGAGACCCAGUCAUCUCCCACACAUCACAUCUGAGAAAUAUGAACCUCAGAUUAACUGUGACGAGAGUGAGUUCCGCUUUGCUCGGUGGAAGAAAGCUGUUCAGAGAUCCAUGAACUGGGAGACCACAGAGCCAUGCUGCAAUACUAACGGUUUAGGAAAGAAGAUGAACGGCACCCCCUGGGGGGUUCCUCUCACCCCUCCCCCCACCAGAGCAGACCCCUAAGAUCACCAGCCGUGACUGCCGUGUAAGACCUGCAUGGGGACAUGGAACCUACUAUGGAACAAGACUGGAAGAGGAAAUGUGCUCACUUGACUGCUGUGUGAUGAGAUAUGCAGUCAUUCUGAGGGACACACAGCCCUGCUAGUAGUAAUAUAGCUGUGACAUGACUAAAAACAGUUCACCAACCUCAAGUGCCAGCCAGAAUGAAGACUGACACGAACUGUGGAGCUUUUUGAAGCGACUAUGGAACCAUUCUUGAUGGGAGUUUCUUUCAUCUGCCUUUUCUGAAAAGGGGAAGGUGUUCUUAAUUGCCUUUUUAACUUUUACAGUAAAGCAUAGGAAAACUCAGGUGUUUGUAGGACAGUCGCACUAUUGUACCUCAUUACUGAAACAAAAGGUGAUACUGUAAUGUUUUUUUUUUUUUUUUUUUAACUGUAUGUUCUGUAAAUUUGGUGUGUACUUUUUUACUCCUCAACUCUGGGAUGAAUGAGAGAAGUAGGACUAAUUCAGUUCUUGAAAAAUGUUACUGGUCAGCUUACGUCCUGUUUAAGUGGGGUUUGCUCUUGGAGCAACUAAAGAUGAGUGAGACACUUUGUCCUUAGAGUUACUUCAACUUCUUUGGAUUGAGUUGGAAAAGUGCUAAUAUGUUUUAACAGGUUUCCUGUUGCAUUCAGUUCUGACAUCAGGCGGACACUUUGCAGGCUCUCAACAGCACUUUAUAUUUAUCCAGUGUAUGGAGAGGGUGAUUUUGGGAGCAUUGCAGGUUUUUUUAAAAGGGAAUGUAGUGUUUUUAACUAGAUUGUUUUUAGGAAUGGAAGUUCAUCAUGGCUUAGUCAGUGCUAACACUAAAGGGAAACCCCCAUACAAUCCAUUUAGUAAAUCAAAGCAUCAAAUCAUUUUGAUUUUGUCAUAACAAUUUUACACUGAGUCAGUGGUAUGUGAGCACAUGCCUAAGACAGUGCCAUCAUGCACGUUCAGUGAGAAAAAUCUUUUAAGCUCACUUUAAUUUAGAAUGAGUCAUUUGUGGUAAAGUACUAUAUUUAAUAAGUCUGUAAAUCUGGCACAGUGUGCUUAUCAAAUGUCUUCCAACAAAGUUUUUUUUUGAAUGCAUGUAUGCCCAAGUCUGUGAUAUUGAAAUUAUGAGUUUACAGAUACCAAAUAUGCAAUUGUGUGCCUUGUGUCUGAGAUUCAACCAUUUUAUCAUGAGACUAAAUAUAGUACAAUAUGAAAAACUCA
Molecule: messenger RNA, 2976 nt
Organism: Epinephelus fuscoguttatus (brown-marbled grouper)
Lineage: Eukaryota; Metazoa; Chordata; Actinopteri; Perciformes; Serranidae
Product: glycerol kinase-like
Exons: 20
Coding region: 121-1743 (540 amino acids)
Biological process (GO): triglyceride metabolic process; glycerol-3-phosphate biosynthetic process; glycerol metabolic process
Cellular component (GO): mitochondrion
Molecular function (GO): glycerol kinase activity
Source: RefSeq, a predicted model, not a curated record